Molecule: messenger RNA, 792 nt
Organism: Closterium sp. Naga37s-1
Lineage: Eukaryota; Viridiplantae; Streptophyta; Zygnematophyceae; Desmidiales; Closteriaceae
Source: the annotation of a GenBank genome assembly
AUGUCCGCCUCUCCUUCCCCUAAUUUCUCCUUUUGCUUCCCCUCAUGUCCGCCUCUGCUUCCCCGCAUUUACCCCGCUGCUUCCCCCCGUUUCCCCCUCUGCUCUCAUCGUUCCCCCCCUGCUUCCCCUCAUUCCCCCCCCCCCCUCCUUCCCCUCAUUUCCCCCACUGCUUCCCCUCAUUUCCCUCUCUGCUUCUCCUCAUUUCCCCCCCUGCUUCCCCUCAUUUCCCCCUCCGCUCCUCCUCAUUCCCCCCUCCGCUUCCCCACAUUCCCCCCUCCGCUUCUCCUCAUUCCUCCCUCCGCUUCUCCUCAUUCCCCCCUCCGCUUCUCCUCAUUCCCCCCUCCGCUUCUCCUCAUUCCCUCCUCCGCUUCUCCUCAUUCCCCCCUCCGCUUCUCCUCAUUCCCCCCUCCGCUUCUCCUCAUUCCCUCCUCCGCUUCUCCUCAUUCCCCCCUCCGCUUCUCCUCAUUCCCCCCUCCGCUUCUCCUCAUUCCCCCCUCCGCUUCUCCUCAUUCCCCCCUCCGCUUCUCCUCAUUCCCCCCUCCGCUUCUCCUCAUUCCCCCCUCCGCUUCUCCUCAUUCCCCCCUCCGCUUCUCCUCAUGCCUUCCCAUGCCUCCCUCCGUGCACCCCCUUCAUCGCCUGCAUCAUGUCUUGCCCCCAUUAGCAGUCACCGGCAUGCAUGCUGACGUGGCAGUGAGCGUGCCGGUUCUGUGCGACGUCAUGCAUGCACAUGGCGGUGGCAGCAUGAGCGGUGUUCUCCCCACUCCAUUCAUCCACGGCCUGCAAUCUCUGUGA